Molecule: messenger RNA, 1434 nt
Organism: Rhodamnia argentea
Lineage: Eukaryota; Viridiplantae; Streptophyta; Magnoliopsida; Myrtales; Myrtaceae
Exons: 4
Coding region: 1-1434 (477 amino acids)
Source: RefSeq, a predicted model, not a curated record
AUGGAGAUAUUGCAUGGGGAUUUUCAUGAUGAAGAAUUUUUCUGCAAGCUUAGAGUUCUUGAGCUUCGUCAUCUUUCCAAGGAAUCUGGAACAUCCACAAGUCGUUUUAUUGAGAGUUUAACCAAAUUGGAAGAGCUAGUCAUACGUGAAUCUUAUCCGGAACAGCCAAGCAACAAUGUGGAAGCCAUGGAAGGCCCUAGUCAAGAGCAAAAAGUAAUAUUACCCUUUUCAAGACAAAUUAAACAUUUGAAGGCUCUAAAUGUGUCAUAUUGUGAUGGGUUAUCAAGUAUGUUUACACCAACAAUAGCUGAAAAUUUGGUGGCUCUCACAAAAUUGAGGAUAAGUAAUUGCAGGAUAUUGACAGAAGUUAUUAGUGACAAGGGAAGUAAGGAGGGGCACGAAGUGGCUUUCCAUCAUUUGAAAUGUAUGGAGCUUGAUGGGUUGAUAGAGUUGAAAUGUUUCAGCUCGGGUGGAUGCGCUUUAAUAUUCCCUCUCUUGGAAGAUGUCAUUGUGAAUGUAUGUCCCAACAUGAAGUUCUUCUCCGAGGGGCCAAUAGAGGCACCAAAGCUGGAUAGAGUAAAAGCUACGAUUGUUGGGGCUGAGUUUGUGAGGCUCAACUCGAGACAUGCUUUCACUCCAUCGAUGGCUUGGUGCCUUGCCAAUAUAUAUCAUAUGGAAAUAAGGGAGUGUGAUCGGAUGGAAGGAGUGAUCGAAGAUGAAGGGCAAGGAAGCGCAGUGGAGAAGAUUUCAUUCCCGAGGCUUCGUCGGAUGAUACUGAAACGGUUGCCCAAUUUGACUAGUUUCCUAUUGAGAAAGAAUCACACGCUGGAUUGUCACAAAAUACAAUAUCUGAGGAUUUCCCGCUGCCCCAAAAUGAGAAGUUUGACUUGGCAGUCUUCAAUGGAUAUCGACCAUGGCACACCUUCACUUUUCACUCCACGGGUACAAUUUCUUGGGCUUGAGCAGAUUGUUCUCUCUCACAUGGACAAUUUAAGCAAAAUAUGGACCGACAAUCCUCUAGAUACUCUCACUUUUGACUCUGUGCUGGAAGUGAAGGUCAAAAACUGCGAGAGCCUCGAAAAUCUAUUUCCGCAUUGGGUGGCUACAAGUCUAACCCAACUUGGGAAGCUUCAAGUGGAGUCUUGUAGGAUCGAGGAAAUAGUCGCUAAGGGAGACAACACUCCACACUCCAACAUUGCUCAAGUUCUUUUUCCGAAACUAACCUCUUUGGUGUUACAUGAUGUGCCACGACUCAAGACCUUCUGCCCUAACUUGCCGACUUUGAAUUGGCAAUUCUUGAAGGAGCUGCAAGUGACUCACUGUGAUAAACUCAACAUGUUGUCUUUUGCGGCAUCCAUGAGCAAGUGCCCUCAGAGAGAUGAUCAAGAGGACCUUUCAAACCAAGAAGUGCACUCUUCGUUUGAGAGGGUAUGA